Durusdinium trenchii is the source of this 588-nucleotide messenger RNA. The record is from the annotation of a GenBank genome assembly. NCBI's taxonomy places the organism in Eukaryota, Dinophyceae, Suessiales, Symbiodiniaceae.
AUGGCUGCUUUUCCUUCCCAACAAAGACAAGUUGGGCAGUCACAUGCACUGGGACAUGGUGGGAGCGAAGUAACGUUUGCUAAAAACUCGGACCUUCGCCGAGCACUGGCAGCGUCAGUUACACGGGCAGCACUUGAGAGAGCACGAGCGGAGCGCGAGGCUUCACUCAGCGGAUUUGAGCAGAGGCAGAAGGCAGCAGUGCGCAUGGGAACUACGAAAGCAGGGGAAGGUUGUCCUGAGACUGUCAAAGAGGAAGCCAGGGAAGGUCUCAAUCAGCUGGGUUUGGCAUCUUUCCCGAAGCAAGAGGAGAAGGGAUGGGGCUGGUGCAUGCCAGCCCGUCAAAUUCCAGAUAUUGCAGGCCUCAGAAAGUCUCCCAGCACAGUCCCAGUGCAACCACGAGCAAAUGGCGAAGUCAUCAGAGGUUUGUGCCGGGCAGAAAGCUAUUCGUCUUGUCCUGAAGGCGAGGAACCUAUUUUUGGCGAAGCACGUGCUUAUGGCGACGUAAAUUGGGAUGGCCGGAUGCGAGGCGGUGAGCUUGCGAGGAAUGGUUGGGCUGGCACAUUUCCUCUAACAAACCAAAGGGGCUGA